GAUAGAAGAAUAUUAUACAAAUGAUAGCCACACUCUUUCUGCACCUCAUAUUUAUGAAUUCUUAAGUAAAGUAAUGUACAAUCCACUUUGGAAUUCAUUUAUAGUGGGAGGAUAUCACAAAGGAGAAAAAUUUCUUGGACAUACUGAUUUACUUGGAACAACAUUUAAAGCAACAACAAUCUCAACGGGUUUUGGAGCUCAUUUGGUACAACCUAUCCUUCGUAAUGCUGUUGAAGGUC
This is a messenger RNA of Entrophospora sp. SA101, 239 nucleotides long. The record is from the annotation of a GenBank genome assembly. NCBI's taxonomy places the organism in Eukaryota, Fungi, Glomeromycota, Glomeromycetes, Entrophosporales, Entrophosporaceae.